GUAACGAGUGGACGCAAACGAGAAACUCUCACUGGUAAUGCUACUCUCCACCUCUACCCCCAUUUUGAACCCCUGCGCAAAAUACAUGGGGUCACUGACUACCUUACCACUGAGGUGUCGACAUCGAAGCAGAAGAAGUUUCCGCUGGUCACUUUCAUCGACUCCCCUGGCCUCGUCGAUGGGGACAUGAAGUAUCCAUUCGAUGUCAACAAGGCUAUCCUCUGGCUUGGUGACCUGGCUGACCUCAUCUUCGUGUUCUUCGACCCCAUCGGUCAAGCGUUGUGUAAACGGACAUUGAACAUUGUCGAGAAGCUGAGUGAGAAACAGGCUGACCGGAUGCGAUUCUACUUGACCAAGGCUGACGAGUCCGGACACGAGAAUGACCGACAGCGGGUCAUGAUGCAAAUUGUCCAAGAAUUAUGUAAAAGGCCAGGCUUGAAUAGAACUGGCUUCGAUAUGCCGACCAUUUUUGUGCCAUCUUUAUGUGCACGAGUAAGUCCUCUCUCUUUUGUACUCCUUUCUGGUUGUUGUUGUUGUUGUUUAGCCACAGGUCAGUCCUGAUCCAGGCAGACCUAUCAUCCAAGAUGUCCCAGCUGUGACCAUCCUGUCUUUUAUCCAGACAUAGUGUAUCUAGGACUACAUUAUAUAAUGUGUCCUUCCUUGUUGCUAUAGUUUAGCCCCAGGUCAGUCCUGAUCCAGACAAACCUAUGAUCAAAGAUGCUCCAGCUAUGACCAUCCUGUCUUUUAUCCAGACAUAGUGUAUCUAGGACUACAUUAUCUAAUGUGUCCUUUGUUUC
Molecule: messenger RNA, 797 nt
Organism: Octopus bimaculoides (California two-spot octopus)
Lineage: Eukaryota; Metazoa; Mollusca; Cephalopoda; Octopoda; Octopodidae
Product: sarcalumenin
Molecular function (GO): GTPase activity
Source: RefSeq, a predicted model, not a curated record